AUGGUAUGGAUAUAUUUAAUUCUCGUACACCUUCAUAAUGUGUAUGGGAAAAAAGGUGUGUUGAAUCGCUUUGGAUCUCCUGAUUCACCAAAUUUUCAAUACCCCUUCUACGCAUCAUUCCUUUCACUAAGAAAUGACUCCAGCACCAUCCCACUUACACCUAGUAAGGACGAGUUGAAGAAAUUACAUAACAAACUGAUUAAGUUGGAUGUAUAUAAUCCCAUUUCCAAAAUAAUCCCUAAAAAUGUCACCUUGUCUGUAGAAGAGAAAUACGAAGGUCGUAUAUACAAUGUCAAUAUAUCAAUGGAGAUGUAUUUCACACCAGAUGAAGUGAACAAGACCAAAGAUAAACAGCUUGAAUACUAUAACAUCAUUAACAAUAAGCUAAAGGCAAGAUGUAAUAGUACUUACGAUACGGCUAUAGAAAAAAAGGCUGAAUGGAUAAUGAAAUGGGGAAUGAACAAAUAUCAUUUUUUCAAAUCCAUUAAGGUGAAAGAAAACGGUGACAUUAUAAUAAGUCUUGAACCAUUAGAAGUGAAUGAUAUUGAUAAAAUCCAUAACAUGGAUAUCCGAGAUAACGAAACACUAAUAUUAUUAGUAAAGGUUGAUAAUGUCACUGAAGAUAAACAGCCUGAGCAAUUAGUUUCAAAUGGCAAAGUGCAAAAUAUUGAGCAUUCGGAAAAACCCGAUAUUUCCAGCAUUGAUCACACCAAUGUUGACUCACAAAACUUGUACAAUUUGUUGCAAGAAAUCGACGUACCAUCAGGUAAUUCUAUUCCGGUACCUGUAAAAAUAUAUUUCCCAGUCAAAAUCAAAUCUUCAGACGUGAAAUGGAUGUGUUUUAACAUGGUAAUAUUUUAUGGGGAUAAUGAGCUUGAUCAUUUGAGUACUUUGACCUAUCCUGACGUUGCAGUUAACGUGAGGAAGAAGUUGUUCAAAAGAUUAACCAAGAUUGGCAUCAUUUCUAAGCUCUCAAAAUCGUUCGAAUUCACGUUAAAUUUGCUGCUCAAGUGGUUCUACGGAAAUUUCAGUUACGAUAUUGCCAAUUUGAGCAAGAAAAACCCGUUAAUCACAGUCCGCAGUCAUCUGAUACACAAAUUACAUGCAAAUACGAAUAUCAAGGAUUAUAUCAAAUCAAUGAACCAUGAUAAUAAAACUAUCAUUGAGGUUAGCUUAAUUGAUAACUACAAUUACAUGGAGUUCAAUGCUGAUUUCUCUAUUCCAAGAUACGGUUCCCAAUUUGAGACGCCAGAAGGAAAGACUAUACACGAUGCAAUUGUUGCAAUUGAACAUCAAGACGGUAAUAAAAUUACCCUUUCUAUUCGCUAUUUAAUUAAAACAAAUGAUACGCAUGUAUGGUUCAUGUACAUUACUGAAAUGUAUCUCACUAAUGAUGAUUUGAAGAAGAUAGGCGAUACAAAGGAAGUGAAUCAAAAUGUAUUAGAUGUUAUACAAGAAAAAUUGCUGAAAAGAGCCCAAAAUAUUUCUACAAUUCCCAAUGUUCCUGAGUGGUUCGCGGUUAUAAGUAAGGUUGCCAUAGCGUUAACAGCGGGAAAUUACACCAAAGGAACCAUGUACUUUGACUUUGAACACAAAAUUUCAAAUAUUAUGAUAGAAAACAUAACUGAGAAGGCAUUACCAAAUUUUGAUACCUUUACCUCAUACGUCAGAAAUUACUCUUGUAAAAAUGGGACAAUAGCAAAUUUUUCAAUUAAUAAAGAUGUAAAGCCAAAUUUGCCCACUGCAUCAUUUACUUUAAAACCCAGUAAUUAUGACUUCGACGUUAAUACUGUACCCGUAAUGAUCGUACCCAAAAUAAAUGAACCGUCCCCAUUUAUCAUCAAACCUCCCGCUCCCUUACCCAUUGUUAAGGAUAAUGAUGAACCUGGGAUAAACACCCCGAAUUCUGGCUCGGAAACUACUCCAUCCGCUACUCCCUCAUCUACUUCUGACACUACCUACAAUUCUCCAGCCACUGAUGAAGCAAAUACUACAAAAGAUGAUGAUGAGAAUGACAAUCUUCAAGUGAACCCCACCGAAAAACUAGAACCCUCGGACAACGGUAAUAAUUUGGCAGACAAUCAAAACCCUAGACCUGAAACCGACAAUACAAGUGAUGGCUCCAAUACUCCUAACCCUGAACUGAAAAAUGAUCCUAAUUCACCUGAUAAUAAUGCCUCUAGGACAGACAAUCCGUUGGAGUCAACCAAAUCUGACACUGACGAUGAACAGGAAAAAGUGCCCAAAUUACAGAUAACAGAAAAGCCAAAGGAGCCAAUAGCACCAACCGUUGUAACCGGCCUUAUCCAGGGCAUUAAAUUAGGAAAGGAUAAGGUGGCGCUUACCAUGCCAUCCAUAGAGGCGCUGAUAAAUGACCUACCAUCUAAAGACUCAGAAUUUGUGUUGAAUAUUGAUAAUAUUGGUUUGGAUACCCACACCGGGCAAAUGUGGAGGAGAGCGUUGAUUGAGACCGGCCAUAUAGGCGAGGAAGAUGAUGUUGUCGAGUUUUUAAGGUCCCACAAAUUUAACAUACAAAUGACACUAUAUCUGCUGCGAAAAAUUUACGGUGAUUUGGCUCGAGACUCAUACACCAGCUAUAAAUUGUUUUACGAUACGUCAAAUAUACCCAAAGAUGUCGUACUUAGCGGAGAUGUUGACAAGAUUAAGGAUAUCUACAGCAAAAAUGUCGGCGUACAAAUUACCAGAAUCCCGCCUCUUAUCAAAUCCACAUCUCCAAAUUUCAUUAUACCAGAUGUAAUAUUAUCCCUAACCACUCAUGAUUUAAUAUCAAGAUUGCAGCUUAUGUUUAGCAAAUGGCUGGAUGGUAGUAAAAGCGAGGAUGAAGUGGAAAAAGAUGUGCAUUUAGCAAUUAUAUGCAGCGCCAGUGCAAUAUUUGUGCAGAACUGGAUGGACAUACAAAUUGACCAGGGGUAUGAGCUUAUAGGAGAUGAUCCUGCCUGGUUACGGCUCUUCUCUGUCAUGAAGAAUUUACCAAAGAAUCUAUCCAAAUCUCCUGCAACCAAAAUAUGUAAAAAGUACAUUUCUGGCGCUGGGUCGAUAUUAUCCCGUGGCACACAGGGAUUAAUAGCUGAAAAUAAGCCCAAGUCUCUAAUAGGUUCUUUGGGAAAUACUUUGGGUAUAAAUAUGUCAAAUUCGUUGGAAAUCGCCAAUUCUAUACAAGUUUACAUUGGAUGGAUGAUUAAAUCGGAGACGAAACAUAUUGAAUAUCACAGUUUAUCAAUAUGCAUUAUUUUACACGUCUUAAAUGCGUUCCAUAAAUGUUUCUCCCUGGAAAACAACACAGACUAUCAAAUUUACACGGCCCAGCUCUUGUUCAUGGACACUAGCAAUAUACUGGAUCAUAUAGCCACAAGCGGAUCCGUAUUAAGCACACUUUCCAUUCCAUCCAAAAUUUGCACCAAAGAUUCUAAUGAUAUAAAAGAUAUAUUCGAAAAAAAUUUAUUCCCUUUAAUAUCCACAAAGGGUCAUGAUAUGCUGAUUAACACAUACCAUAAUGUUUCUGACGCUGAUAAGAAUUCGUUAAAACAAACAUCGGAUGAAGCCCAAGACGAAGAUGCAUCUCAAUCUCAGCAGGAAAUUUUGAACAUGCUGCAAUUCGAUUCAUAUGAGCCCUAUUCAUGGGUAGAAGAACCCAGCGAUCCAGUUUUUAUGGAAUAUAUCCAAAACUUGCAGUUCAAGGAGGAGUCGGUACCAAGUUUCAUAGAGCAAUUAUAUACAGAUAUUAAACAUGAAAAAAACGAAUUAUUAUUGAAUAUAAAACUGCAAUUUCGGGUCGAACCCGCGGAUGAAAAUGAUGAACUAAUAGUCCUCAAUACAUCAUUGCAUUUACAUCCCAGAGAAAUACACACUGUUACCAAUAACGAUUCUCAUACCUUGUGGAAAAUACUUUUACACAGAUUUAAAAAGAGGUUGAUGCAAUUUACUAAAAAAUACACCCCUGAAACACUGAAUGCUCACACCCAAAUUAUUGACGGCGAAAAGGUAACGAAAUUACACAUGAUUCACGGAGCCAUGGAUGUUCCAAUUUACGAAUGGCUGGUCAAUGUCAUGGACUCAGCUUUGAUGGAUGGUUAUUACUUCCAGGUUUUGCAUAGGGAACUGCCACACAUACUGCCAAAUAAUUGGUUAGAACAGGUGCUUAAACAUGGAAUGAUUGUCCAACUGAUAGACCCUUGUCAGUAUCACUUGAUAAAUGAUGGGCAUUCGACCAAUUUGACUGGAAAAUGGCUAUACGAACUUGACAAGCUGGCUAUACAUGGUACGUAA
Babesia microti strain RI is the source of this 4287-nucleotide messenger RNA. RefSeq names its product rhoptry neck protein 4 (RON4). The record is from RefSeq and is a predicted model, not a curated record. The coding region runs from base 1 to 4287 and encodes 1428 amino acids. The transcript has 9 exons. NCBI's taxonomy places the organism in Eukaryota, Apicomplexa, Aconoidasida, Piroplasmida, Babesiidae.